GAGAGAGAGAGAGAGUGUAUGGUUCUACAGUGGUUCUUGUGUCUCUUGUAGGUGCUGCAGGACAUUAUGAUUUGAUGUAUGCAAAUGAACAGUUUUGAUUCUUCCUCCUACCUUUGCAUCUGAAUAGUGAUCACAUCUUCAAAUACAAACCUGCAAAAUACAACAUGAAAAGCAGUAUGAGCAAGGGCUGGUUACUAACCAGCCAUGUAAACAAUCAACAGAGGGAGAAAUAGAGAGAGAGAGAGAGAGAGAGAGAGAGAGAGGAGAGUAAGGUUCUAUGCAUAUCACCUUCUGACAAAUAUCAGAUGAAAAGAGAUGAAGAACCUAACUACUGCAUCUCUCCAGACCUCUCUCCUCCCUCUUUCAUGCUCCAAUCACCAUCCUCUCUCUCUCUCUCUCUCUCUCUCUCUCUCUCUCGUUCAGUUUCUGAGGAGAGUGAACACUAUGGAGAUACCAGGGAGUAAUCACAUAAAGCUUCGGGACCACUGAUCACAGUGAUCACUGAUCAUAGUCUCUGUGAACGUGAAAGAACAUGUCUAUGUCCAGCUUUGCAUGUGUGAGCGGGUGAGCGACUGAGAGUGUUCCAUCAUCCAACUCCUGCAGCUCUUGCUCUCUACGAUAUCCUCCUCCUCCUGAAGAGAGAGAGAGAGAGAGGGAACAGAGAGAGAGAUAGAGAAGGGGGACGACGGCAAGAAGAGAAACAGCGUAGAGAGAAAAAGCGUGCUCUUUUUUUCCUACCGUGCUGCUCUUCCUCUCACCCCCAGCAGGGAAAGAAAGGAGGACAGGAGACGACUCUGUCCAUCUUUCUCUCUCUUCUGUCCCCGUGUUCGGGUGGGAUUGCGUGAUUUUUCCACCAGUGGGGGACAGUUUGGAGGGAACUUUAGGGACCAGGGAGACGAGGAGAAGCUGAGAGCCACGAUGCUCAACAACCUCACCGAGUGUGAGGAGGGAGAGGGGGGAGCAAACAGCCAGGUGGUCAACAUCAGCUCUCCAGCCAAGCAAGGAGAUGGAAAUCCCAAGGAAAGCAGUCCUUUCAUCAACAGCAGUGAUCCAGAGAAGGGCCAGCAGUAUGAUGGCAAAAACAUGGCGCUGUUUGAGGAGGAGAUGGACACUAGUCCCAUGGUAUCGUCUCUGCUCAGUAGCCUUGCCAACUAUUCCAACCUGCCUCAGGGCAGCAAGGAACACGAGGAAGCUGAGAAUAACGAAGGCUCCCGCAAGAAGCCUGUACAGGCUCCACGGAUGGGCACGCUGAUGGGAGUAUAUUUCCCCUGUCUUCAGAAUAUCCUAGGUGUGAUCCUGUUUUUGAGGAUGACCUGGAUGGUGGGAAUUGGAGGAGUCAUCGAGGCCUUCAUCAUCGUGCUUAUGUGCUGCUCCACGACCAUGUUAACUGCAAUUUCGAUGAGUGCCAUUGCCACCAAUGGAGUAGUACCAGCUGGAGGCUCCUACUACAUGAUCUCUCGUUCCCUUGGCCCUGAGUUUGGUGGCGCUGUGGGGAUCUGUUUCUACUUGGGGACCACCUUUGCAGGAGCCAUGUACAUUCUAGGCUGUAUUGAGAUCUUACUGAUCUACAUUGUGCCACAGGCAGCCAUUUUUAAGAUGGAGGAUUUGGAGGGCCCAGAGGCAGAGGCAGCCAUGUUGAAUAACAUGCGAGUGUAUGGCACCUUGGUGCUGACCUUCAUGGCCGUGGUAGUGUUUGUGGGUGUGAAGUACGUCAAUAAGCUGGCGUUGGUUUUCCUGGCCUGCGUUAUAUGCUCCAUCCUGGCGGUGUAUGCUGGCGUCAUCAAGACUGCCUUUGAGCCACCUUUGUUCCCAGUGUGUAUUCUGGGGAACCGGACUCUAGUGUGGAAAGGCUUUGAUGUGUGUGCUAAAGUGAUUGAGAGAGACAAUAUUACAGUCACUACCAAACUCUGGAGUCUCUUCUGUGACUCAGAGCUCCUCAAUGCCACCUGUGACAGCUACUUCACCAACAACAACGUGACAGAGAUACAGGGCAUUCCUGGCAUCACCAGUGGCAUUCUGAAAGAGAAUUUGUUUGGAAAUUACAUGGAGAAGGGUGCUUAUCUGGAGAAGGUGGGCUUUCCUUCUGUGGAGGAGCCGGAUGCUCUGCCCACUAACACUAAAUCCUAUGUGCUAUCUGACAUCACCACUUUUUUCACACUCCUGGUUGGGAUCUACUUCCCUUCAGUUACAGGCAUCAUGGCGGGUUCGAACCGCUCUGGUGAUCUGCGGGAUGCUCAGAAGUCCAUACCCAUUGGCACCAUUCUGGCCAUUAGCACCACCUCCUUCAUCUACAUGUCCUGUGUUGUGCUGUUUGGCUCCUGUAUCGAGGGAAUAGUUCUGAGGGACAAAUUUGGUGAAGCAGUAAGAGGGAAUCUGGUGAUAGGUACAUUGGCGUGGCCAUCCCCCUGGGUCAUCGUCUUUGGCUCUUUCUUCUCCACUUGUGGGGCGGGGCUUCAGAGUUUGACCGGUGCACCACGUCUUCUGCAGGCCAUAGCCAGGGAUGGGAUAGUGCCGUUUCUCAGAGUAUUCGGCCACGGCAAAGCAAACGGGGAACCCACCUGGGCUCUGCUUCUGACUGCCUGCAUCUGUGAGAGUGGAAUCCUUAUUGCUUCUCUGGACUCAGUCGCUCCAAUCCUCUCAAUGUUCUUUUUGAUGUGCUAUAUGUUUGUGAACCUGGCCUGCGCUGUACAGACUCUGUUACGAACCCCCAACUGGAGACCUCGCUUCAAAUAUUACCACUGGGCUCUGUCAUUCCUGGGCAUGAGCCUGUGUCUCUCGCUCAUGUUCAUCUGCUCUUGGUACUAUGCCAUCGUUGCCACGGCAAUCGCCGGCUGUAUCUACAAGUAUAUCGAAUUCCGGGGGGCAGAGAAAGAGUGGGGUGAUGGGAUACGGGGGCUGUCCCUGAGCGCAGCACGUUACGCACUUAUGAGGCUGGAAGAGGGUCCACCACACACCAAGAACUGGAGACCUCAGAUCUUGGUGCUGGUCAGUGUGGAUGCAGAGCAGAAUGUUGAACAGCCUCGCCUGCUGUCUCUGACCAGUCAGCUGAAAGCAGGGAAAGGACUCACCAUUGUGGGCACUGCACUAACUGGAACCUUCCUAGACGAUCACCCUCUGGCCCAACAAGCUGAGCAGUCUCUGAAGAAGCUAAUGGAAACAGAGAAGGUGAAGGGCUUCUGCCAGGUGGUGGUUUCCUCCAACAUCCGCGAUGCCACCUCACACCUGGUGCAGGUCAGUGGGCUCGGAGGCCUCCAGCACAACACCGUGCUCCUCAGCUGGCCACGCAACUGGAAGCAGGCUGAAGAUCAUCAGCUCUGGAGGAACUUCAUCGAGUUGGUCAGAGAGACCACAGCUGCAAGUAAAGCCCUGCUGGUGGCUAAGAAUAUCGCAGCAUUCCCAUCAAAUGGUGAGCGCUUCAGUGAGGGUUACAUUGAUGUAUGGUGGAUUGUUCAUGAUGGCGGCAUGCUCAUGCUACUGCCCUUCCUCCUGCGCCAGCACAAGGUGUGGAGGAAGUGCAGGAUGCGCAUCUUCACUGUGGCCCAGAUGGAUGAUAACUCUAUUCAGAUGAAGAAGGACUUGACCACUUUCCUCUACCACUUGCGUAUAGAUGCCCAGGUGGAAGUAGUGGAAAUGCAUGACAGCGACAUUUCAGCCUACACCUAUGAGAAGACCCUGAUGAUGGAACAGCGCUCUCAGAUCCUCAAGCAGAUCAAUCUCACCAAGACAGAGCGUGAGCGUGAGAUCCAAAGCAUCACUGAUAGUUCACGUGGUUCGAUUCGUCGCAAGAACCCGGCAACAGUCAACACCCAUCUGAGUGUGACUGAGGAAGCAGCAUCCAGCAGCAAGGAGGAUAAACCAGAGGAGGAGUGUGUCACUGUAUCCCACCCUCCACAGGAGCAGCUCAUCCAUGAUAUGAGCACCAACCCGCCAACACCCGCCACCCCACAGUCCCCUGCCACUGAGGUCGUGACUCCCAGCACAGCUGUCCAGAUGACCUGGACUGAGGCCAAAUGUGAUGGAGAGCAGCCCAAACCUCCAGGAGCCAGCACACCUGGGGCCAUCAAAGACCUUUUCAGUAUGAAACCAGAGUGGGAGAAUCUAAACCAGUCCAAUGUCAGACGCAUGCACACGGCUCUCAGACUCAAUGGGGAAAUAGUGAAGAAAUCUGGGGAGGCCAAGUUGGUCCUGCUCAACAUGCCUGGCCCACCCAAGAACAGGACUGGAGAUGAGAACUAUAUGGAGUUCCUUGAGGUUCUAACCGAGGGUCUCAACCGGGUCCUCCUCGUGCGUGGUGGAGGUCGUGAGGUCAUCACCAUUUAUUCUUGAAAGAACAGCUUGCAUCAGCCCACACCCACCCCCAGCUCAACCCCACCAAAUUUCUCAUUCACAUAGCCAACCCCAAAACAUCCCCAAAACACUCCCCUACCACACCCAAGCAAUAUCCCAGAAUUCCCUGUGCUUAUCCUACCCCCAUCCUAAAAUGGAGCCACCACGGAUCCUCUUAUUACUCUUUCUCCCUCUUUAAUGAGCCCUCAGAAAGGCCCCUUUUACUCAUUUUCCAUUAAGUUCUAUUACUGGCCACUGCAUGUUCUUGGCCUACUCACACUCUUUGUUGUUUGUGAUCUGAUGAUCUAUGAUUUGCCUGCCCAGUUCAGUGCCACAUAUGAUACGAGGAAAAACUAUUGAUGUCGUUUCUGCUGCAUUCCUGGUGUUUUCUCCAACCCCUACUUUUCCCAUCCAAUCAGGAGAUGUUUGAGGGUUGCAGAAAUACAAUGGGCAAGGUUUUAGGAUAUAUCUGCUUCCUUUAAGGCUUUUAUUUUUUCAUUUUUUUAAACUUUAUUAUUUAUUUAUUAAAAAAUCAGAACUUGCCAGGAAGACAACAGAAGCCAGACAAGCUGAGGAUCUGUCAGUCGUUACAUCACUGUGAUGAAGCGAUGAAUUUUGUGAUGGACUCGGACCGAGGAGCUGACAGUGAUGGUGGCACAGCACUAUUUCUGCCACAUUGUGGGCUGCUUUCCCAGAAGUCAUGUGUCAUGAGUAGGACUGACAGUCACGGAAAGAGACUUUCAUGCUGAGAUGUUUCAGUUUGAUGUGGCCGCUUUCAACACCCACCUAGUGUGCUAGGAGAAAUUCAAGGUGGAAACGCUUAGAUCCCCCAGAGCGUACUGGGAAACAUACAUCUGUGCUCUGUUUUCUUGGCACAGUUCUGCCAUUUUAUUUGUGUAUGUGUGUCUAAUUGUUUUCCUCUGUGUAUGCCCUGACAUUUUCACUUCUCCUGGUUGGAUGUGGAUAGCUACUCCCUGCCAACCACAAUAUGUGCCAAAACAAUAGUGGGAAGAUCUGUGAUUUGCUGUCUCAAAAUGACAGAAAAAGAAAAACAAACAGGACUUAUCUGUAUUAAUGGAGUGUUAUAAGUGAGAGGAAACCUGUAACAAGCAGAAUGUUGGAAGAGGAGUGGAUAAAAGUCUAAACAGUGUAUAAUCUCUGAGGAAUUGAGAAAUAUUGGUUCCCUGGGAUUCACUGGUGAGGAAGUGACCUUAUGUCACAGGGCUGACUCUAAGAGUCUUCAGGAUGGAUUUAGGCUUCUCACUGUGGCAUUGGGAAGUGUACUGUACUGUACUGUAGCCCCCUUCACGAGCACUCAACCUGCACUGGCAGCCACUGUGUAACAAGUGAUUUAAUGAGUCUGCGGAUUCAUUAAAUGUGUGCGUGUGCGUGUGUGUGUGUGUGUGUGUGUGUGCAUGUUCGUAUGAUCCAUCUGUGGGAACUUGAAAAUUUUUUCGCUUUUUACAAACAGGAAAACAUAUAUGUUUGUUACAUUUACAAAAAGAUAUAUAUAAAGUAUCUUUACCACUAAUAAAUAUAAUCUGUAUUGGACCACAUCAAAAUAUCUUUGUAAAAAUCAUAGAACUAUAUGAUACAGAUGUUGAUUGUGCCAUAUGACUGACAAUACAUAUCAGUUUAAACACUAUUAGUUUGAGCUAACUUGAACGUACAUAGGAAGAAGUAAAAACCGUCAGUAGAUAGAAAUGAAAUAUGUCCUUAAGUCCAGAAACUCCUUGCAGUAUGAAUGCAGUGCCAAUCAUAUGCAAAUCGUAAAUGAGUUGUGAUCUAGUCGGAAAUGCUGAAGGAGUUCCUUGAAAGACAUCUUUUACAGUUGAGUAGUUAAAAUUCAAAUGAAUGUUAGAGAUGAGUAAGAUCUGAAAGUGCAUAAAGAACUGGUUGUGCAAUAGCUGAAACUGGGAGAGUCAUAUAAUCAUUGCAUUAUUUAUUUUUGUAUGCAGAUAUUUUAUAUAUGUGGGUUUUAUUUUGUAUCAUUUUCACAUAAAAAGCGGUCAGAGUUUAAGUCUAUGUUUUGUUUCUGCUCAGAGUUAUCGUCGCUUGCGCUUCACUAAUGACAAAUUAAUAUAUAUAUAUAUAUAGAGUGUUUGUGUUUUAAAUGUUUAAAAUGUCCCAUACAUUGCGAAUGCUGCUAGUGUACCAAUAGAUAUGUAUUGUGUGUAUAUACAUAGAACUAAAGUAUUUACAGAUAUAAAAAUAUUACACUGUAGUACUGAGAAGGGGUAGACAUGCAAAAAAUACAUAUCAGUGCUGGUGAUUAUUGCAUUUAAAACAGUUCAGUUCUGUGGGCUUUCAGACCUAACACCAGUCGGCCUUUCUGUGCCAAUCUAAAAGCUAAAACUAAAACUUUAUGAUGCCAUAUAAUAUUAAAACAUGCAGUAAAGCAUGUAAGAAUAUGGCUGCUUUCCGUUCUAACAGGAAACAAAGAAUUCACUCUGAGCCACUGCAUGCACUCUUAUUUGGUUUCAGUAUUAACCGCACACCGUAUAUAAGAGUAAAUCUUUGCUCAAGUGUUGCCUGCAUAGACUGAGCCUAGCAUUUCAACAAGUUUCCCGAAAAAGACGAUCACGAGCUUGUUUGAAAAGCUCAUUUUAACUGAUAAUUUGAUCCUUUUUAUCGCUGUUUGCAUGGUCCAUGUAUGAAUAUUUGUUCCAGUGGUUUAUAUUGUGUAUUGUAUGUAGAACGUAGAAAGAAGAAACGUGGGAGGGAUCUGCUAGAGCCCAUGUUGCAGUGUUGCAAAUCAUUUAGCAGUGCUCAAAGGCAGCACGCCAGAGUGAUCAUGUCCCCGAGCGCUCCUGGUCGGCUGUAGCUUUGGGAGCAUUAUACUGUACUGUUGUGUUUUGAUAUUAAUAUAGUUAGAUUAGCAGGAGACUUGAAGUAUGGUAUGAAUGUUGUCCUUUUGACCUUGUGUGUUGUAACAUGAGAUUGCUUUUAGUACAAAACUGUGGUUAUAGAUUCAUUCACUUCUUUUCAAACAUUAUGUGCAAUACUGUUUCUCUUGGGGUUGACGUUCGUAUGCAUGUGAGAAUUAUUUUUAUGUCUGCUUUAUUCAUGGCCCUAUAGGCCAUGGUGUUCAUCAGCGCUCUUUGUAUGCUAGAGGAGUGUACGUCACAUCUGUUCUAUGGUGGCUGAGACAGAAAUGCACUUUAUACAGGGUUGACGUUCUUUCCAGCGAUGAUGAUGAUGAUGAUGAUGAAGAUGAUGAUGUCAUUCGGGGCACCUUUGCUGUCUGAGCACGCUGGAUCCUCUCAGAGUUUCGGCUUCCUCUAGUGGCAAGAGUGUGUAGUGCAGGCAUGAGGAAGCGACAGUUAUUCAUGGUUGCAGAAUGGACAAAAUAUGUUCUCUGCAGUUACAUACUACCUGAUCAAGACGGUUUUCACUUUGCUGCAUGAACCUGGUGUAUAUUUAUGUUUGCACUUCUCCUGGAUCAAGAGCUCUUUUGUUUUGAUUCUUCACAAUUAUAAGACACAUGUUCAAAAUAUAUUUCUUGUACAAGAUGCCGAAUCAAUGCAGUGACUCCCUCCCAUUCUUCACCUGCUGCCCUACCCAACACUCCCCCAAUCUCUCUCACACGCACACACACACACACACACACAACUCCCUCAUCACCUGCCAUUCUAACUUCCCCAGCACUGUAUUAAAAUGUAAUCGCAGUAGACAUAUGAUUAUUGAUCAAAGACUAUAAACAAGCGCUUCCACUACUGGGCCUGGCUCUGUUAAAAUGGACAGUGGACAAAAUGUCCUCCUUCUCCACUUCUCCCUCGCUCUUUCUCUUUGUCAGAGAAUUUGAGAGCGGAAACUUGCUAAUAUGUUGCAAGUGAUGAAUCAAACAUUCCAUGAGUCAUUUGGAGAGCAACACUGUUCUUCACAGUGAGCUUUUAAGAGAUAUGAUUUUGUCAUCUUAUAAAUAUAAAGGGCUCCAGAUAACAAUCCAUAUUUGGUUUUGAAGUGUGACAAUGACCAAACAUCCCUUUACAGAGACGGCUUCAUUUUUGCUAACGUAUUGGCCACUAAUUAUCAUAUCCUGGUAUUAUCCUGGGAUAACGAAAUAUUGUAUUGUUGUAAGAUUGAUGACAAUCUCCUGUGUCUAUGAAUUUUGUAAUUUGUGGUCUAAUCUUCUGGAAAUGUCAUAUCAGCAUGGCUUCCAGUCAAUUAUUUCACAUUAUCUGGCCACAUCAUUUUGAUUUUGUGUGCACGAACAUAGCAGCACUUAGAGACAUACGUGGAAAAUACAUCAAAAUGUAAGUAACAUGAAAUAUCAAUCAUUAUGUUCAGAGAAGGUCUGACUGUAUUGUAUCUCACUAAAUCAAAGAUACACAUUAGCAUCUUGCUGAUGAAAAAAAAAGAUAUUUCCGACCACAGCAAACUCAACUCUUUGUUAAUAUUCAUCAUCUGUACUUGAUCUGUACUGGUAAUAUAAUUCUUUGGUCUUUGGAGCUUUACAAUCUGUUCCAGCUAUCAGCAAACAUUAAACCUGAGAGUUUAUUGUAAAGAAAAGUGGUCUGCUAAGAUGCAGUCGUUAGGUUUUAAUGCUAUAGAUGUUAUGUCCAGCCACAGCUGUUCUAACAGAGCCAGAGCCCAGCCUUGUUGUCUUACUCAACGCAUGCACGUUAUCCUGAACAAGUUGAUAUAACUCAAUAUAUAUUGAAAUGUUUUGUGGUUCUCAGUAUUACAUUCACUCAGUUUAUUUUGAAAUGUUCAAUUUGUUAUUUUUACAAGUUGUGUGGUGUAACAUAUUGUAUACAAAUGCUUUAUUUGGGUAUAUCAGUAGGCUAUGUAGAGUGAAUGAGUGUAUUGGUUACCUGAGUCUAUUUUUAUUAUAGUUUCAAUAUAGUUAUCAUUAUUUUACUUUAUUACAAUGAAUACAGAGAUAACUUAUCAACAGAAAAAAAAAACUGAUUACCAAAGUAUAUUUAAGUUAAUUUAGACAUAUAUCUAUAUAAAUAUAUAUUAUUCUGUUUUGAAUUAAAAAGAAGCUUGAUGGUCCUAUUAAGCCACAGGUCACACCAACUUAAUUCUACACAUUUCUACUUAUGCCUUAAACAGAAACACCAAUUGGCAGCUAUACAUGAACUGAGCCCCAAAAUACACAUAUGGUGUGUGAUGUGUGUGAUGUGUGUGAUGCAUUGCUGGAAAGCUCAGCUUGGAAAUGUAGAAAUGUUAGGUCAGAUGAUAGGUCAGAUGCCUUUUUUUAAUCUUGUUCAAACCAUUAACACCUGUUCAGAACCCAGUACUAGAUCAGUUGAAACACAACCACUGGUCAAGAAACUAAUCCUCAUUCAUGGUAACCUACCACUAACCAAGUUUAAAAGUAAUACAGCAAACAUGCAAACAAUUUAAAUCUCAGCUGUAAAUAAAAAAGGCUAUGGGAAAUAUCCGUUUGAUUUCAAAAGGUCCUUUUUUUUUUUUUUUGAACAGUUUGGCCUGGCCUAAGCCUUUACAUACCAGCCAAUCAGUUAAGAUGAGCAAGUCAAAAGUGUGUGAAGAGGAUGAAACAGGACCCAUAACAUAAGCAGACAGGGUUCUUCAAGCUUGUUUUUUAAUUCAUGAACAAUGUGCAAUCCAUUUUGUGUAAAUUUUUGGAAGAGAAUGGAUAUAGGGAAAAAAAUAUACAAUUAUGUAGAUGUUUUACAGUUUUAUUUUUCUUGGUAACAGUUAUGGCAAACUGUGUUCCACUGUUUCUCACGUAUGUGCGCGUGUAUGCAUGUGUGCAGACAUACGUAUGCACUAAAAGCAUUAGGGACCAUGGGCCAGGGUGGAAAGGAUUUCUGUACAUUAAAGAUAUGAUUAGUGUUGAAGUGUUUAUUUUUUGUGUAAUUGUAACUUCAAUAUUUUAAAGAAAUAAAUAUUAUAUAUUGUGUUUCAUGGUACAAAAGAAAAAACGCAAAUGUAGUUUUACAUUUCAAAUGCUUUAACUCUAUGGCUUCUGGCAGUUUCCCAUUCCAUUUUAUAGAUUCGUCAGCACAAAAUGCAAUAAACUAAUACCAUUUUAUUA
This is a messenger RNA of Pangasianodon hypophthalmus (striped catfish), 10336 nucleotides long. It is a transcript of the gene slc12a5a, whose product is annotated as solute carrier family 12 member 5a. The record is from RefSeq and is a predicted model, not a curated record. Gene Ontology annotation, biological process: potassium ion homeostasis; chloride transmembrane transport; potassium ion import across plasma membrane. The transcript is spliced from 27 exons. NCBI's taxonomy places the organism in Eukaryota, Metazoa, Chordata, Actinopteri, Siluriformes, Pangasiidae. Gene Ontology annotation, cellular component: membrane. Gene Ontology annotation, molecular function: potassium:chloride symporter activity. The coding region runs from base 919 to 4326 and encodes 1135 amino acids.